AUGGCGGAUCCUUUCAGCAUUUUUGCAGGCGUUCUGGCUACCGCGGCUGCGGCGAUCAAGUCCGCAAAGACCGUGCAUGAGGUUGCAAAGGGUAUCAAAGGGGCUUCGCAAGAGGUUCAGGCGAUCGCUCGAGACGCUGACUCACUUCACCACACGAUCUCUUUGUUGCAUGCAACGUUAAAGCAUAAAGAAGUCAGAGCGAAAUAUUUUGAAGAUGGGGAGCUGCUUGAGAUGGUCAUCUGCUUGCAAAGUCCCUUGUCGAAUUGCGAGGUGGUAUUGCAAGAGCUUAUCUUUCGAUUGCGAAAACAAUUGAAGCUGUUUAGGAAAGGUACGGGCGAUUGGUCAGGUUUGAAAAGCGUUAAGUGGGCGCUUUUCACAAAGAAUGAUAUUAAGGAGCUUCAACUUCGCCUUGAGACUGCGAAGGCGACUUUGAACACUGCGUUGAGCGGAGUUUCCGUGUAUGAGCCGUCCUCAACAUUCGUAACAGCAGACACUGACAGAGGCAAGAUUGUGUGUGAUUUGACAGCUACUUUGGUUAAUGGGACCAUUGAGAAGCCGAAAGAUUUAUUCGGCUCCCGUCCGUCAACCAGUGUAAAUGCUGAUGUUGAGAUGCAAUCAUCAGUCCAGUCCAUAGAGACCUUGGAUCUCAACGAGUCUAGCCACCGGAUGAGACUUAGCAUGAAGACAGCGAGCCUGAAAGAACAGUCUUCUCUUUUGGAGGAAGAUGACCUCGAUAUCGGCGUAGACAGCUCGCUAAACCGAUCACUUGCCCAAAUAUCCCAGAGAUUGGCGGAGAAUGCAUCGGAGCUGGGUCAAAUUCGGGAAGCAUACGCCUCCAUGUCCAGAGAUGCAAUUGGCAAGACACCUUCCAGUGAGACAAUUACAGGGGUGGAUUCUCCAGGAGACGAGAUGAAUUCAUUUGUUGGAGGUUCAUCCACAGUUGCUCUCACUUGCUAUCGCUCAGAUUCAUUUGACGAUUGCGAAUCUCAAAAUUCAGAAGACGACUUCUACUCGAUGAUUGACGAGUGGUCUAGACCUCACACGCCAUCACCAACAAUGUAUCUGGAAAUGUCAUUGUCGUUUUGUCCCGAAUUGAUGACGGUCGAGGGUGUACUCGAAGACCCACUGUUUGUCAUUGGCAGUAAGCGUUCAAGCACACACCCCUCGACCCAUAAUUACUUCGUCCUGUACGCAGAAAAACGAGAAUGGCGGAGGGUCACCAUUUCGGUCAGGAUCGAUGGUUUAAAGGACCUAGCGACCGUCUUCGGUUUGGAUUUUUUCUAUGAUUCCGAACAACAUAGUCUAGCACUACCAAGUGUUGUUCGCGACCAGGUAAAGACGUUAUGUCGCAAGACUGAUCUCUUCGCAUCUGUGACCAACUUUUCACUCUACUUUCGACGUCGUGAGGGCAGCUCGACGUUUGGGGAUUAUACCAGGUCUACGAUUAGUGAGGAUUGUGCGGAAGCCUGCUCAUCUGCCGAGGAUCAGAUCCUACGCGAUAUCCAGGAUUUGGGAUGCGAGGUAUACCGAGAGACCGAGAUUGAAACCAAGACUCGUAAAUCCUCCAAUUGCUUUAUUGUGCGUGCGAGGUCAUACUUAUCGUGCAUCGAACGUAAGGCUCCAUUUGUCAAUUCUGGAGCGGUCGACGGAAGUGGUUUCCAGGUAUUCGUCAAUGACCUAAAGUUCUUGAGAUCUCUAGAAGGCUGCAGCGGUAUUGCUACGUUCAUCGGCGUUGUUCUUGAUGGCAUGGGAGAACAUCUGAAAAGUUAUCUAUACGAGUACCCAGCUUUUGGUAGCCUUCAAACAAUGCUUAUCAAGGCAGACUCUAAGUCUGAGGUCAUACCGUGGGACAUCAGAGAAGCCUGGGCAAGGCAGAUCGUCGACACCGUCGCGUGGAUGCACUGUCAUAGAGCUGCUCGAAUCGGUAGCCUGAGGUGGAUGAUUGAGAUCGGUAUCAGAGCGAAUGGUACAAUCGUAUUCACUGCACUUAGGACCUCACAGAGACACUUCGAUUAUAAGCUGGGAAUGAUGGCACCUGAAUUGCGUGAUAUCCCUAGGGGAGAGAUUUACUAUGAUCUUAUGAUAUUUGACGGCCGUCCCUCGAAACACCUCUCUCAGUAG
Molecule: messenger RNA, 2121 nt
Organism: Bacidia gigantensis
Lineage: Eukaryota; Fungi; Ascomycota; Lecanoromycetes; Lecanorales; Ramalinaceae
Exons: 2
Coding region: 1-2121 (706 amino acids)
Source: RefSeq, a predicted model, not a curated record